This is a messenger RNA of Dictyostelium purpureum, 1485 nucleotides long. RefSeq lists its product as uncharacterized. The record is from RefSeq and is a predicted model, not a curated record. The coding region runs from base 1 to 1485 and encodes 494 amino acids. The transcript has a single exon. Lineage: Eukaryota; Evosea; Eumycetozoa; Dictyosteliales; Dictyosteliaceae. Gene Ontology annotation, biological process: spliceosomal tri-snRNP complex assembly.
AUGGAUCAAGUAAAAGCACAAGAGUUAAAUGCGAAAUAUGGCACAUUAUUAUGUUUGGAUGUUCCCGAGGGUUCAACUAUUGGCAUAGAUAAUAAGAUUUGGACAUCAGGACCAAUGUUUAAAGGUGUUAAAAUGAUACCACCGGGUGUACACAUGUUUCAUUGCACUGCCUCAAACGAAUAUGGCGAUAGUAUAAUGGUAUCAAGCAGUUUUAUUUGGGUAAAAGAGAUUCAACAUAAUGAUAACCAAGUAGAUAUGGAAGAACGAUUAAAACCAAGCGGUCAAGUUUUUAUAAAGAGAUGGAAUGCUGAGAAUGAAGAUUUUUAUCCAAAUAAUGAAAUUAGUGAACAAGAAAAAGAUUCCUUUACAUUGGGUGUUAGAAAUUUCGAAUUUGAUAAAAAUUUAGCACCAUAUCCAUUCGAUGGCAGCGAAAUUCAAUGGAAACGAUUAACAUCACACAUCACAGAGAAGCUUUUAAAAAAAAUACUUCCAAUAUCAGGUAUAAUCAAUGGUGACUCUUGCUCAUAUGAUCAACAAAAAUCAAAUGACUCUUCAAGAAAAGAGAAACAAUUAUUGGAUGAUUUAGAUGUAAAACUAAAAGAAUUCAAUGAAAAAAGAAAUAUAAAUAAAAAAAAUAUCAAUAGUAACAAUAAUAAUAAUAAUAAUAAUGGUAACAAUAGUAUUUCAAAUUGGGGUAUACCAUACUUUUCAAAAAUACCAAAGAAUCCAAAACUACUCGAUAAAGAAUCUUUAAACAAUACAGUUUCAAUUUCAAAUCUAACAAAAUGGAAUUUAGAUAAAUCCCAAGCACUAGAAUAUAUGUUAAACAAAUAUUAUAAAAAUGAUGAAAUGGAAAUUUUAGGUGAAAUAGAAUUUAGUUUUGUGCUAUUUGUAUUUGGCAUGGCAUGGCUGGGUUUCCAACAAUGGAAAGAUUUAACCACACUAUUUUUACAAUGCGACGAGAUGGUAAUCAAAAGACCGCUAUUAUUCACAGAGUUUUUUAAAGUUUUAAAAAAUCAAUUAGAAGAAGCACCAGAGGAUAUGUUCCAAUCUGAUAUUUCAAAUAGAGUCUUCAUCAAGCCAUUACUAAAGCAAUUUAUUGAAGCAUGUUAUAACCCAGAAACUACAAAUUUAGAAACUAUGGAUCAGGUUCAACUAAACUUAUUUAAAACUAUUAUGGAUUUAAAGAACUUUAUUGAAAAUAAAUUUAAAUGGAACUUAAAUUUAUUCACUGAAAUUAAUAUAGAAGAUGACAAUAAGGGCUAUGGUAUAAAGAAGGCACCAACAUCAUCAAACGAAAAAAAUAAAAAUGAAGAUGACAACGACGAAGAUGACGAAGACUAUAACAAUCAAAUGCAAAAUGCAAAAUCUGCAUAUAUUAACAAUCAGGGCAAUUUAGAUUUCAACAAUGAAGACUAUGACGAAGAAGAUGACGAAUAUAAGCCAGUAUUGGUUUUAGACUCUGAUAUGGAUCAUUAUUUAUAA